UGGAAAUGACGUUUGAAAACACUUCCGCAUCCGUCACUUCCUUUGAGGUGGCAUGCGUUUGUUUUUCUACUGCCUUUACUCAUGGAAAUAAAUAUUAAAAGGAAUCCCUAACCCAAAAUGAGCAAAUGCUGUCGCAUAGACAACAGAAAUGGACGACAACGACGGCAACAUGUUGGAGCGACGCCGCGCUUUGCCGUUGUGGAUGUCCAAAAAGGACAACAAGGGGAAGGACAAACAGUCACUGAAGACCACAAGGAAGAAGAAAGCUGCGCGGGCAGUUCAUUACUGCAUGAACGAGAAAGAGCUGCUUGAAGCAGCUAUUGCAUAUCUUGGCGACCAGCAUAUAACUCCCCUAUCCGGCCUGGAGGUUCAGUCCAAGCUGAAGGAUGCUGCUGGAAAAAGUGACUCUUCAACAAAGAAGACAGGGAAGCUGGUAUCUUUAGAGGAGGGGAAGCCAGCAUGUCAAGAGACCUGCGUCUCAGAAACAGACUUGGAUGUUGCUGAGAUGGAGACUAUUCCGUACGCCAGGAGCACUCAUGAGGAAGAGGAAGAGGAGGACACAAAACAACAGACAGAAAAGACUGAGAGGCAGCAUUUGACUGAAAAUCAAGGCAGUGAUGAUGACAUGCGCCUUGUACGAGAAAUCUUUUUCACCUGAAAAUACCAUCUGCAUCGCACACUCAUUGUUAAUUUGUGGUUGCAUCCAGGGAACCUUUGCAAAUCUCAGGCAUACAAUCGAGACCCAUCUAAAAUGGGUG
This is a messenger RNA of Syngnathus acus (greater pipefish), 758 nucleotides long. RefSeq lists its product as uncharacterized. Bases 149 to 658 code for a protein of 169 amino acids. The record is from RefSeq and is a predicted model, not a curated record. NCBI's taxonomy places the organism in Eukaryota, Metazoa, Chordata, Actinopteri, Syngnathiformes, Syngnathidae. The transcript has 3 exons.